This is a messenger RNA of Bipolaris maydis ATCC 48331, 659 nucleotides long. Lineage: Eukaryota; Fungi; Ascomycota; Dothideomycetes; Pleosporales; Pleosporaceae. The record is from RefSeq and is a predicted model, not a curated record.
CUCCACCAGGUACCUCAUCUCUCUUCUCAGCCCAAGGUCCUGUCAGGCCCAGUGUUUCAUGCGGCGCACCCGCACCCGCACCUGCACCUGCUCAGACCCAACAUAACUCUGGCACUUCGCUCUUUGGUGCUCCAGCAGCACCGCCCGCCACAGGCGAUACUUCGCUGCGAGACUACCAAUCCGGUCUCAUGCUCCUCGAGCAGCAAAAUAAAAAACGGCUCCUCAUGGCCCGACAAGAGCUAGAUAGCCCCGAUACAGCAGCAACAGCAGCAACAGCCGCAGCAGCGGACCCGCAGCUUCCUUCCCCUCCAAGCGAUGAAUCGCUUCUUCACUACCUCAUUUCGCUACAGUCUUUCGAAGGGUCAUGGUCGCUGAAACGCGAGUUACUGGGUGUCCUUGGUCUGGAUGAAGGUGCUGUGAAGGCGCAGAUGGACGGCGUGGAUGAUAGGGUGGUGGCAACUGCGCUUGUGAUUGCCGUGUUUGAGGCGCGACUCGAGGGCUUGAAGGGGAGCUGGGAACUUGUGGGUGACAAGGGACGAGCGUGGUUGGAAGGUGAGGUGGGGGAUGGCAAUGUGGAGGAAUGGGUGCAACGGGGGAAGAAGGUUCUUGCGGCAUGACUAAGUUUUAUUUUUUGGAAAUGUAGCAUGUUGAGAAUUUUU